AUGACUUUGCUUCUCGACUUCUGUAAAGGUAUUUGGCGUUUAGUACUUCUGUGGCUGCCCUCAAAGGCACACAACAUGGCGAAUUUAGAGUCAAUGCUGCCCACUGGUCUCAGUCUUCCCCCACUGGUACUAGUCGUGUUAUAUCUUGCGGCAAUCGUGUUCUCAUGGGUUAACUACGCUGUGAUCUUUCGCGUGAACAUCGACCUCUUCGGCAGGGAUCUUGUCGGUGCCUAUUUAGCUUUCUGUAUCGUUGGUACGGUGGUCGUCUUGUUCAUCAGUAGUGUUGUGUGGCUGCGCGCGGCUCGUUAUACUGCCAAGCAAUCGCAACGAGUGCGUCUCGUCCUCUAUGGUGUGUGUGCUGUGUUUUUCUUCAAGGAUCUCCCUCUAUUUGUGGCAGAGAGCAUCUCCUCUGCACGCUACGGGUGGCAGAACGGAUACCAGGGGUUUUGUUUUGUCGUCCAAUUCUGUUUUUUCUUGCUGGCACUCAUCGCCACGUGGCUUGCCUUCACGUGGCUCGCCACAAACUUUCUGGAGUGUCACUGGGGUGAACGCUACAACCACGCCUGUGGCUUGCCGGGAAAUGCAUUGUCGCACCCAGCGGCGAUAGUGAUAACAGCAACGCCACCGCCUAUGAUGUUACAAGAAGCCCGGGAUAAUCAAGAUGGGAAUCCAAGUUUUUUGGUGAAAGUGAAUGCGCCGUACCGGGCUUCGUACGCUGGCGAUUUCAGGCUCUCGGGGGCACCACUGGAUCAGUGGAAGAACUCUAAUGGGUACAUUUAG
This is a messenger RNA of Trypanosoma grayi, 780 nucleotides long. RefSeq lists its product as hypothetical. The transcript has a single exon. The coding region runs from base 1 to 780 and encodes 259 amino acids. The record is from RefSeq and is a predicted model, not a curated record. NCBI's taxonomy places the organism in Eukaryota, Euglenozoa, Kinetoplastea, Trypanosomatida, Trypanosomatidae.